CGAACGGGCGCUCGCGCGCGCGCGCGUUUAUAAAUACACUAGCGCGCGCGCGAAAGUUUGUAAACACAUAUUCAGUGUAUAACAGUCGCGUACACGUACACGUUCACGCACGCACGCACACACAGACACACACACACACACACACACACACACACGCGCAUACACACACGCAUAUACAAAUUCGUAACACACACAUUCGCGCGCGAGCAAGUGCAUUUCACGUCCGAUUGUUCCGCCGGAAAUAUGAAUGGCGCUAAAUGCGCCGCGUGCAUCGCCGCCGUUUUGUUCGUACUUUUCGCUUUCGUCGUUAAAGGUACAAAGUCUAUAAUAUGCUACAAGUGCAAUUCAAAAUACGAUCCGAGAUGUGGAGAUCCAUUCAACCCAUACACAAUCGGUUUAGUUGAUUGCAACUUAACGGAAGUGCCUAGUCAUUUGCAGGGAAAAGAACCGGUGAUAUGCCGAAAAACCGUCCAACGCAUCCACAGCAAUAUUCGAAUAGUUCGGGAUUGUGGUUACGUGGAAGAUCCUGUGCACGAUGACCAGGACUGUUAUAGUAGGCUUGGAUCCCACGACAUCGACGUGACCCAUUGCUCGUGUACCUCUGACAUGUGCAAUGGUUCAACAAACAUCAUCUCAAACGGGUCUUCGUAUACGAUAUUCGUCACGAUAAUAGCAACUGCUGCCGUUUAUACAGCAAUGGGUUUCUUCCUUAAUAUACAGCAUUAGACGAGAUGUUUUCGAAAAAACGCGAACAUAUUUUACGAGAACAAAGAAAAAAAACUAAAAUAAGCGCUUUAUUAUUAUUACCAUUAUAGCCCAAACAGACUACUGUACUGAAGGUGUCGCUCGACAAUAAAAAGGAAAUAAAUCAAUUUUUUUUUUUUAAUUAUGACACUUUAUAACUAUAUACAAUAUAUUGUUUUA
Molecule: messenger RNA, 924 nt
Organism: Sipha flava (yellow sugarcane aphid)
Lineage: Eukaryota; Metazoa; Arthropoda; Insecta; Hemiptera; Aphididae
Product: protein quiver-like
Exons: 3
Coding region: 244-726 (160 amino acids)
Biological process (GO): positive regulation of voltage-gated potassium channel activity; regulation of synaptic transmission, cholinergic; sleep
Source: RefSeq, a predicted model, not a curated record